Messenger RNA from Venustampulla echinocandica, 279 nucleotides. RefSeq lists its product as uncharacterized. The transcript is spliced from 2 exons. Bases 1 to 279 code for a protein of 92 amino acids. NCBI's taxonomy places the organism in Eukaryota, Fungi, Ascomycota, Leotiomycetes, Helotiales, Pleuroascaceae. The record is from RefSeq and is a predicted model, not a curated record.
AUGUCAUUCUACAGGCUGUAUAUCUGUUCCAAGAGAGACCCAACUUGUUUUACCGUUGCGGUUAUCGACGUUUGGCCACAGAGGAUCUUGGUUAGUAUUCGUAUAUCUGGUUCGGCCCCGCAGCUUGAGGAUACUCGCCGAGGACCUGGGGGCGUUCUGGACCCUGAAGACAAACCCAAUUCAGAAAGAUUCGAGAUGCGCAUGUCUAAUGCGAUGUAUGGGAUGUUGGAUGUGAAGUUUGCAAAGCUAGGCGGGUUGCUGACGGCCUUAGUAGUAUAG